AUGGAUAACCACCUUCCACCCUACCGGGCAGAUAUUUCCCUUUCAGCAAGUCAAAAUCAUGAAUCGCAGAGUCGUGAACGGGAAUCCGAGCUGGCUCCAACACUCAUUGCAAUCAACACUGAGGCACUUACGAACCUUGUCAGUGGACGACUAGAUUUCAAUACACUUAAAGAUCUCGACAUAGAGAUAAACUUCCAUACACAACCCGAAUUGAUAGGACAAAUAGAGGUUGUCAGGAAAACCGAGCAGGUUCCACGGGGAAAGACCUGGGAGCAACGCCAUGCCCUUGUUUUUGAUGUCGCUAAUGCAUCUCUGCGUAUCACCGAUCGUUCUGUGGUAGAAAGAAACUACACGCGCAUUUCUCUCCCUCGCGCCCGUCCCUACAUGAAAGAUUAUAUCUACUACCGCAUGACGCGUGCCAAGAGUGACCCGCUCAAUUUCCAGUACAUGGCAUAUGCAUUAAUAGACCGUCUUGGUGUUAGAAAACAAAGACUAAGAGGAGAGAUUAAGGAGGCAUGGGUGUUAAAUGAUCCCAAGGGAAGACGUUUCGAAACGGUUAGUAAAUGGAAGUAUUGGGCUACAACAACACAGGUGGAGAUGCGUGUUCGUAAGGGACAGACACAGUUUCCUGGAUAUAAACGCUGGUUUCAUUGA
Molecule: messenger RNA, 654 nt
Organism: Botrytis fragariae
Lineage: Eukaryota; Fungi; Ascomycota; Leotiomycetes; Helotiales; Sclerotiniaceae
Exons: 2
Coding region: 1-654 (217 amino acids)
Source: RefSeq, a predicted model, not a curated record